This is a messenger RNA of Galeopterus variegatus (Sunda flying lemur), 623 nucleotides long. RefSeq names its product methyl-CpG-binding domain protein 3-like 1. The transcript has a single exon. NCBI's taxonomy places the organism in Eukaryota, Metazoa, Chordata, Mammalia, Dermoptera, Cynocephalidae. The annotation marks the transcript as partial. The record is from RefSeq and is a predicted model, not a curated record.
UGGCAGCAGAAGCUGGAGAAGCCCCAGCAACUCUGUGCCUACAGAAGGCUGCAAGGACUCCAACCCCGCAACAGCGAAGGAGACCUUUUAAGUCCUUUGAAUUUUGCAAAUGCCUUACAAGUCACUGCACCAAGAAUUCCAGGGGAAUCCCUGGGCCAAGCUGGUGCUGGGGGUCUGCACUCUCGCCCGUGGCCCACCCUUGCCCAGUCUUCAGAUUGGGCAGAGAGGAUCCCAGGAGCGGGUCUUCACCUCUCACCGUCCUUCUACAGCCAAGAGAUAACUUAUGCAGACAUCCAGAGGCAGCUGCGGAAAGUAAAGACAGCAAGGGAAAGACUGGCCAAGGCCUUGAGGGCAGACAGGCUGGCCAGGGAGGCAGAGAGAAUGAGGAGCCAGGAAAGGAGUCCUGAAAAGCAGAUGAAAAACAGGAAAAUGCAUCCUGAAGAAGCUGAGUGGUGGCGUCCUUGGGAAGUGACUCACCAUGUACCAUCCUGACUUUGACGUGACUGUCAUUUAACAUCAAUCCUCUGAACUGUGACCCUUGUUAUACCCAAAUUGGUCUUGAUUAAAUGCUUUUGAAGGACAAAAGUGUGAAGAAUUGAUGAUUUUUGGUGAGAAACUGGGUU